Messenger RNA from Cicer arietinum (chickpea), 1648 nucleotides. Its product is annotated as polygalacturonase-like. The record is from RefSeq and is a predicted model, not a curated record. Gene Ontology annotation, biological process: carbohydrate metabolic process. Gene Ontology annotation, molecular function: polygalacturonase activity. NCBI's taxonomy places the organism in Eukaryota, Viridiplantae, Streptophyta, Magnoliopsida, Fabales, Fabaceae.
CAUUAUAUCAAGUUACCUAGCUAUUCUCAUUCUCAUAUAAACAUCCAUAUAUUUAGAGAGCAUUAAUUCAUUCUCACUAUCAUAAAAAUUAAGGUUGAAAAAAAUUAGCCAAGUGACAAUGGCCCUACAAAAAUAUCUCUCAUUCAUUACAAUCAUGAUUUGUUUUGUUGUUUGUUAUAGUAGUACCUUGCAAGAGGACCCACUUAGUUUAAUUGUUGAGGAUUCGCCUUAUAUUAACGAUGGGACAUUUAUCAAGCAAAGCAAAGAUCAUGUUUUGGGCUUAAGGAGGUUUGACAAGUCGGGUGAAAUUUCUCUUAAUUCAUUUAAAACUUUUAAUGUUGAUGAUUUUGGAGCUCAAGGAGAUGGUAAAAAUGAUGACACACAGGCAUUCAAUAAGGUUUGGGAAGCAGCAUGUUCUUGGAAGGGAACAGCUAUUGUGUUGGCUCAAAAGAAUUACCUUCUUAAGCCAAUCACAUUUUCUGGUCCAUGUAAAUCUAACAUAGAAGUUCAGAUCUCUGGAACCCUUGACGCAUCAAAUAAUCCAUCUGAUUACAAUGAAGACCCCACACACUGGCUUAUGUUUGAUAGUAUUCAGAAACUAACUGUUAAAGGUGGUGGAACUAUUAAUGGAAAUGGAAAUAUAUGGUGGCAGAACUCGUGCAAAAAGAACAAAAAGCUUCCUUGCAAGAAUGCCCCUACGGCGCUGACAUUUUACAAGUGCAACAAUUUGGUAGUUAAGGACUUGACUAUAAAAGAUGGGCAACAGAUUCAUUUUACAAUUCAAGAUUCUAGCAAUGUUAUAGUUUCUGGUCUCACCGUGACAGCGCCAGAGGACAGUCCAAACACAGAUGGAAUUCAUGUCACAAAUACUCAAAACAUUCGAAUCUCAAGCUCCACCAUAGGAACUGGAGAUGAUUGUAUAUCAAUUGUAGAUGGAUCAAAGAAUCUAAAAGCUACAGACAUAACCUGUGGACCAGGCCAUGGUAUCAGUAUUGGAAGCUUAGGGGAAGGGGGUUCCAAGGAAUUUGUUUCAGGAAUAACGGUUAAUGGAGCUAAAUUUUCUGGAACUACCAAUGGAGUAAGAAUUAAGACAUGGCAGGGAGGGUCAGGAAGUGCAAGCAACAUCAAAUUUCAUAAUAUUCAAAUGGAUAAUGUGACCAACCCCAUAAUUAUUGAUCAGAAUUAUUGUGAUCAACAGACUCCAUGCCAAAAACAGAAAUCAGCUGUUCAGAUAAGGAAUGUGUUGUACCAGAACAUCAAAGGCACAAGUGCUUCUGAUGUGGCAAUGCAAUUUGAUUGCAGCCAGAACUUUCCAUGUCAGGGGAUAGUAUUGCAAAACAUAAACCUGCAACUUGAAGGUGGAGGAGAGGCCAAAGCUUCAUGCAACAAUGUUAAAUUGUCCUACAGAGGAAAUGUUAGUCCUCGUUGUAGUUACAUUGAGGAAAUGCAUGAAAUUGGCUCGAACAGAUUUAUAGUAUGAAUUAAUUGAUUAAUAUAUACAGGGCUAAGACAUGUUUAUUUGCAUGUUUAUUUGUAAUGAAUAAUGUAAUUUCUUUAGAGAUUGUUAUAAGUGACAUCCUUUGUACCUAAUUAUGUACAUAAAUAAAGUGUAACUUAUUGAUUUGUAAUGAAUAGUGUAAUUUCUUUA